GAAGAAACAAGGUUGAUAAUGACUUCCAUGCAGGCCAGCAGCCUGCAGCAAUAAAAAAUUACUCAAUACUUGGCCAUGAUCCAUCAAAUUCAUUUUAUAUAUUUUAUUCACUUAAGCUUCCUUCCAUCCAACCCCACAUAUAAACAAACCCCGACCUCCCUCUUCUGUUAAGCAGUCAGACAGAUUAAUCAAGCCAUGUCUUCCAAGACUUACCUUCUGCUUGCCGCAGCUGCAGUAGCCCUCAUCUUCUCAGCUGAAGCCGCUGAUCCAGAUAUCACCUCCGACUUCAUUGUUCCUGCAGAAACCCCAGUAAAUGCUGAUUUCUUCACUUAUAGAGGGUUCGGAGAAGCCCUUUCGGGUGGACCAAAGGAAGGUUCCUUCAAGGCAACAAAGGCAAGCAAAGUGGAAUUUCCAGCCCUUGAUGGACAGAGUGUGUCUCUCACCGUGCUCCAAUUUGCGCCGAGGGGCCUGAAUCCACCGCACACCCACACUCGCUCUGCCGAGCUCUUGGUUGUUGUACAGGGAACACUCAGUGUGGGCUUGAUUGAUUCUAACAACACGCUCUAUUCUCAGUUUUUAUUCAAAGGUGAUUCUUUUGUUUUCCCAAAGGGACUUGUUCACUUCCAGGUUAACGUGGAGUCCAGAUAUCCUGCUGUUGCCAUUUCUGCUUUCGGCAGCGCUAAUCCUGGAACUGUUUCCCUGCCCAAGGCACUUUUUGGCAGCGGUAUCGAAAAUUGGAUUUUGGCACAAUCCCUUAACACAACUACUGAUAUCAUAGAUAAAAUUAUUGCUGCCAACAGUGGUUGAUCGGCAGGCAGCUUAUGAAGUUUGCUUAAUGUUUAAUUCAUUGGAUGCGUUAUGCACAUGAAACAUAUUUCUGCGGUUUCAAAUGUCUUUGGUGGUGAAGUUGGUAUUGUUGUUAUUUUGUAAUUCUGCUUAAUAAUAUAAUAAUGAUGCUUUAA
Molecule: messenger RNA, 962 nt
Organism: Phalaenopsis equestris
Lineage: Eukaryota; Viridiplantae; Streptophyta; Magnoliopsida; Asparagales; Orchidaceae
Product: putative germin-like protein 9-2
Exons: 1
Coding region: 196-807 (203 amino acids)
Cellular component (GO): cell wall
Molecular function (GO): manganese ion binding
Source: RefSeq, a predicted model, not a curated record